GGCCGGGAGGUCAGCAUGCCCUGCAAUGUAGCUGCUCCAGAAGCUCAGACCACGUACCUAACACAGGGAAGAAAGUGCACACAGUCCCCCACUACCAUAAAUUAUGCAACCAAGUCUCCCACAUUUGGGGAAAUCAAAAAGGUCAGCACACCCAGAGUGCAACAAUGGAUGGGUCUCACCCUGGAAAAUCACCUUCAUGAUCAUGGUUUUCCCCUGCCGGGUGGCCUGAGUAUGGAGGACUUCCGGAGGGUGCUGAUGAAGACAGGGCUGGUGCUGGUGGUGCUGGGCCACAUGAGCUUCAUCGCAGCCACUCUCCUCCACGGCACCGUGCUGCGCUACGUGGCUGGCCCGCACGACGCUGUGGCCCUGCAAUACUGCGUGGUCAACAUCCUGUCUGUCACGUCUGCCAUUGUGGUCAUCGUCUCAGGCAUUGCAGCCAUCGUGCUGUCCCGCUACCUGCCCAGUGUCCCCCUGCGCUGGACAGUGUUUAGCUCGAGCAUGGCCUGUGCCCUUCUGUCUCUGACCUGUACUCUGGGCCUCUUGGCCUCGAUCGCCGUGACCUUUGCCACCCAGGGCCGGGCACUGCUGGCCACCUGCACUUUUGGAAGCUCCGAAGUGCUGGUACUGGUGCCCGACUGUCCCUUCGACCCCACACGCAUUUACAGCUCCAGCCUGUGCCUCUGGGGCAUCUCGCUAGUGUUCUGUGUGACCGAGAGUGUGUUUGCUGUGCGCUGCGCCCAGCUCACCCACCAGCUGCUGGAACUGAGGCCCUGGUGGGGGAAAAGCAGCCACCACGUGAUGCAGGAGAGCCCAGAGCCUGUGGAGGGCCAUGACCUGCUGAGCUGCACCAGCUCUGAGCCGCUGACCCUCUGAGAGCUGAUGCCCCAUCCAGGCCCCAUGACCACUAGGGCCCCACAACCCAGUCUGCGCUGUGACCAGGCCAGGGUUCCUGGAGCAGACCCCAGCUCACUGGUCACUCGGGGACCCCAGUAGGGCUUUCCACCCCCUCCCUCAGCUACCCAGCCCACUGCACUGAAAUGAGACUUUAUUUCGAAGUUAUUAAAAAGAACAGAGAUGC
Mirounga angustirostris (Northern elephant seal) is the source of this 1078-nucleotide messenger RNA. It is a transcript of the gene TMEM54, whose product is annotated as transmembrane protein 54. NCBI's taxonomy places the organism in Eukaryota, Metazoa, Chordata, Mammalia, Carnivora, Phocidae. The transcript is spliced from 7 exons. The record is from RefSeq and is a predicted model, not a curated record. Bases 16 to 873 code for a protein of 285 amino acids.